AUGGACGGAGAUGGGGAGAGGAAGGGGGAGUUCGACGGGAAGGCCGCGGCGGAGCUGGUGGGCGAGCUGCGUCAGAGUUUCUGGAAUGGGAAGACGAGGAGCUACGAUUGGCGGACGGAUCAACUCAGGUCCCUCGCCAGGAUGUUGGUCGAGAAGGAGAAGGACAUUAUCGACGCCCUCCAUGAAGACCUCGGCAAGCCCGAGAUGGAGUCCUUCAUCCACGAGGUUUGAAGCUUGGAAAACGAGACGACGUGAUGAUCCCGCCUGCGUCUCGUUUUCCUUUCUCUUUGCCUCUUCUCUGAGAUCGCUUCUCGCUCGAUUUUCAAUUAAUCUUCAUAUCACAAAAUCCGACGAUACUCCCGCACUCUCCGGUUCUUACUCCAAUCCCUGGAAGCUGACGGCAUAGGGGAAUCCUACAAUUUAGUAUCCUCGUCUAUCAGAAACCCUCGCGAGUCACGAAAUCUGUGAAUGGUUUCCUCCUUUGAAACUCCGAGAUGCGCUUUCCUUCCUUGGAUUUCUCUACCGUUGAAUCUUCUUCAAGAUGGUACUCUUUAUGGUUUCUGAUGCCAUAAUUCCGUCAUUAUUGCCCUUCCUCGAAUUGAUGAUCCCGGAACGAGUCGAGUUUCUAUGCGUAAACGGAAAAACGGACAUCGAGAUCGGUUUAUCUUUGGACUACACAUCGUACUUCAUAGCCUACUUUGAUUUCAUAGAUAAUGUGUACGAUGCCACGAGCUGGUGCUCGACCAGCAAUUGCUAUUGAACGGCAUGCUACUUUUAGUCCUAGUAUGCGUGUUCUCGAGAUCACCCGUGCUAGAUCUCUUUCCUCUGUUGGUUAAUCGGGCCGUCAUUCGGACUUGAUCACGCCUUCUAAACAAAGAUUUCCCUCUGGUUUUCCAUCUGGUGCGCAUGUGGUACUCUACUGCUAAAAGGAAUGAACGACUAACUAGAUCAUGAUGCCUUGCAAUGCAGAUUUCGCUUGCAAAGGAUGGGUGUGCCCGGACACUGAAGGAACUGAAGAGCUGGAUGAAGCCUCAGAAGGUGAGAUGAUCUCAAGUACAGAGCUUGCAGGAGAUCAUGAGGCAUCUUCUUGGUCAAAAAAAUUCACCAAACAACGUUUCCAACUCGCGCAGGUCUCAACCUCUAUUACGACGUUUCCAUCUUCGGCAGAAAUCGUGUCAGAGCCCCUCGGUGUCGUCUUGGUCAUCUCGGCGUGGAAUUACCCCUUUCGUACGUGAAUGGCUACAUAUCCUGUCGUUUUUCUCUGACUUUAUUCUAAAUUAUUUAUAACUAUCAUCUAUUUUUAUCAUAUGUAGAUAUAUCUGCAAUCAUAUAUUCUUUACUUCGUUGAGAGCUUGUCCUGCUCUGCUUCGAAUUGAUGCGUUUAGAGAGGAAGUCGGAAGAGGAAAAGAAGCACAUGGAUUUAUUUUUUUUAUAUCCCAUUAUCUCAUGAAUGAGAGAAGCGUGAUGGGUCUGUUCGCUGCGUUUUUUUUCUGAAUCUUGGCGGAAGCAUGGGCACCGAUGGGACUAGUAUACUUGAUUCAUACUGAUGAUGCUCCAUAUUAAUUCAAGCAUGGAAUCCGCCGUCUUCUCUGGUUUCCUACCGCAUUUAAUGUAGUGACCAGCUCAUUUAUGGUGGUUGUGUUGUAGUGAUUUUGACAUGUGAUUCCUUGUAUGACACGGAAUAUGCUUAGAAAGCAUCAUCUUGAGAUUGCCUUCUCAACCAAUCUUUCUGUGAUUAUGCCUGUCAGUCGGUCAACGCACUAAAAUAUGCUUUCUGUCAGCCAUGGUUGACAUUUGAUGGCUUUCGGAGCCGCCAAUUCUUUAGAACUGUUUUUACAUUCCAUGCCCAAUAAUUACCUUGAUGUUGGCUCUUACUCGGAACUUAUAUUCUCAUGUGGGCACAUUGAAAAAUGUGGAUCUUCCGCAGUGCUGUCGCUGGAACCUGUAGUCGGAGCGAUUGCAGCUGGUAACGCCGUCGUGUUGAAGCCGUCGGAGAUAGCUCCGGCGACAUCGUCGUUGCUUAAGAGACUUUUACCUGGAUACGUGGAUAGCUCAUCCAUCAGAGUUGUCGAAGGCGGUGUUCCUGAGACAACUGCAUUACUGGAUCAGAAAUGGGACAAGAUAAUCUACACAGGUACCUGCUAACUCUCUGUACCCUCACCCUGUCAUCUGGGUUCCAUCUCGUUUCAAGUCGGUUUCUUUAAAAAAGUAAUGAAAACCCCGCAUUUGCAGAUAUUAAAAGUCUGUCACGGGGCUGGUUUUCUUCAUAAUUAUCAUUUUCUUAUAGAAAAAGAGCCACAAUUAUGUCGUCACAUGCAUGAAAGAUCUAUUUCCUGAUUUCACAGAUGUUUUUAUUUUUCUUCUGAUUACGCGAAAAUGGAAAACUAGUCUCUACCCACCAAUUUUUUUGGUUAGGGAUUGCCUGUGGGCAUCACUUCAUCUCCUUCAUGCUCGUGUUCGUGGAAGAAGAAGUGGCUUAGAUACAGAUCAAACCCGCGAUUAAUUAUUCUCUGAUAAUCUCUCACUUUUAUUGGGUUGAAAUAGAAAAAUAAAAAUAAAAAAUCAAAGCCAUCAGCUGUUCUUGCACCAGUCCAAGCUGAAACCUUUUCAAAUUUUUCUGUCAGGUAAUAGCAAAGUGGGGCGCAUAGUGAUGGCUGCUGCUGCGAAGCACCUGACGCCGGUGGUCUUGGAGCUCGGGGGAAAGUGUCCCGUCGUCGUCGACUCGAAAGUCGACUUAGAUGUAAACGCCAUUUUAUAAGCUUCCUGAUGACAACAUUUGGCUAGGACCGUGGUUUAGAGGCUCAUUUAUUUGGAAGCCGAUGGGCCCCAUUUUUCUAGGUUGCCACGAAGAGAAUCGCCGUCGGAAAGUGGGGCUGCAACAACGGCCAAGCCUGCAUCUCUCCAGAUUACAUCAUCACGGAGCGAGAGUUCGCCCCAAAACUGGUAGGCUGCCGGAUAUUUAUGACACCAUUGAGUCCUCGAUUUAGGUAAUCUCAUCAUCGUGUUUAAUCUUCAGAUAGAAGCCAUGAAGAGCACUCUGGAGAUAUUCUACGGGAAGGACCCGAUGGCGUCGAAGGACCUGUCCCGCAUAGUCAACUCCAACCAUUUCAAGAGGAUAUCAAAGCUCCUGGACAGCGACAAGGUCUCAGAGAAAAUCGUCCACGGAGGCCAGCGCGACGAGCAGGCCCUGUAAGUGCCCCCCAGAGCCAUCACAUUCAUCCGUAUCUGGGCUCGUAGAUCAUCCGAGAAAGUUUUUUUUUUUUUUAUCGCAGGAAAAUCUCUCCCACACUGUUGCUGGAUGUCCCCCAAGACUCGUUGAUCAUGACCGAAGAGAUCUUCGGGCCUUUGCUCCCCAUCAUCACUGUGAGUACUUCAUGCCCUCUAAGAACAUGUAUUUGCCAUUUUAUAUGCCCCUUUUAAUGGGCGGCGCAUGGAACUGAACAAGGAUUGGGGUGGUCAUUUUGAGGGUCAAUUCGGGAGGAAGCAAGUCAACGCUACGACCGUUGACUCCCCUCCCCUUUUUCCUGCCUUGGCCGAGCUAAACCCACUGCCGGUUGACCCCGAUGAAGAUGAGAUGUGCUCAUUUGGGCGGCCUAGUUUCGGGGUCAAUCCUAAAAUCGAUGAGGACUCUUCUUCUUCCCCUUGACCCGAGAUUCCUCUCACUGCGCAGGUUGACGACAUCCACCAGAGCUUCGACAUAAUCAACUCGAGGCCGAAGCCCCUCGCUGCCUACCUCUUCACCAAGGACAAGAAGCUGGAGGAGAAGUUCGUGAGGGGCGUCUCCGCCGGAGGGAUGUCCAUCAACGAGACCGUCCUACACGUGAGCCCCACUCCCCUUCCUCUCUCUGAUCUCUCCGACUUGCCUGGCAAGACCCUCGCCGGAGAUUCGCCGGAGAGCCUCGCCGAAGCCCCGUUGACGGCUCUCUCUCUCUCUCUCUCUCUCUUCUCAUUGCAGAUCACGAAUCCAGGGCUCCCGUUCGGAGGAGUUGGAGAGAGCGGGAUGGGAGCUUACCACGGCAAGUUCUCAUUCGACACCUUCAGCCACAAGAAGGCCGUCCUGCGGCGGAGCUUCGGCGGAGAGGCCCCCGCGAGAUACCCGCCGUACACGCCUAAGAAGUCACGACUCCUGAAGGCGCUGGUCAACGGGGACAUCAUCGGGAUCAUCCUCGCUCUGAUCGGCUGGCCCCGGGCUUAG
Molecule: messenger RNA, 4195 nt
Organism: Spirodela intermedia
Lineage: Eukaryota; Viridiplantae; Streptophyta; Magnoliopsida; Alismatales; Araceae
Source: the annotation of a GenBank genome assembly